Messenger RNA from Sinocyclocheilus anshuiensis, 621 nucleotides. RefSeq names its product trace amine-associated receptor 13c-like. Gene Ontology annotation, molecular function: trace-amine receptor activity. The transcript has a single exon. Gene Ontology annotation, cellular component: membrane. The record is from RefSeq and is a predicted model, not a curated record. The annotation marks the transcript as partial. Lineage: Eukaryota; Metazoa; Chordata; Actinopteri; Cypriniformes; Cyprinidae. Gene Ontology annotation, biological process: G protein-coupled receptor signaling pathway.
UCUCUGGCUGUGGCCGACAUGUUUAUUGGACUUAUUGUGAUACCCAUAGAGGCCAUCAAGCUAACUGAGACAUGCUGGUACUUUGGAGACAAAAUUUGUGGAGUGCUUAGAAAGACCCUUAGAUUGCUCCUAUCAGCAUCUCUCUGUAAUUUAGUUUUAAUUGCUGUUGAUCGUUAUGUGGCUGUGUGUUGUCCUUUACAAUACCCACAGAAAAUAACCACAACUAAAACUUUAAUGAGCAUCAUUCUCUGCUGGUUUUGCUCCAUAGCUUACAACACUGCCAUUGUAAUUAACAACGGAUAUUUUGACACUUUUCACAGAACAGGUGUGUGCUAUGGAGAGUGCCCUUAUAUGAUGACUUUUGCCUGGAGAGCCAGUGACCUGAUCUUUUCCUUUGCGUCUCCUUGUAUCGUAAUCAUAAUGUUAUAUUUAAGAAUAUUCUAUGUUGCACAACGGCAAGUGAAAAUUAUAAAUUUACUUUUAAACACUGGAAAAAGUACAAUGGAGGACACUUUAAAAAAGAAAUCUGAGAGCAAGGUGAAACGGCAUCUAUACCAAGAUGCAACCUCGUCUUUACAAAGACGCAGAGUCGAGUUGGCACAGACGCAACGUCGUCUUUAA